AUGUUUGGAGAAAUAAGUCCAUCUACUCCUUAAAAAUUUAAUAUAGUUAAGAACUUAAAAGCAUUAAAUAUGCCUUCAUAAUAAACAGAAAGCAGCUUUAGAUAGAGUAAUGGAAAAAGUAUAAAUACAUAAGAAAGUUCUUAAGUGAAUAAAGAAAAUAUUAGCUAAAGAGUGGAAACAACUUAAAUAGAAAUUUAGCUGAUACAUGUUUUGUAGGAGAACAAGAACUUAAAUGAUCUUAUAUAAAAAUUAAACAGGGAAAAAUAGUAGUUAUAAAUUAUAGAAAAGAAUAUAGAUUUUAAUCUAGUUAGAUAAAGAUUUGAGAGCCGUGAAUGA
Paramecium sonneborni is the source of this 336-nucleotide messenger RNA. NCBI's taxonomy places the organism in Eukaryota, Ciliophora, Oligohymenophorea, Peniculida, Parameciidae. The record is from the annotation of a GenBank genome assembly.